AUGGGCUCCGUCUUCUCUGUGCUCCGCUCCGCGGCGAAAGGCAUCUCGGCCGUCGCGAAACUCCUAUAUGACCUGAACAAACAAUACCAGGCCCUUCUUCUCCGCGUCAACGCCCCGCCGGGACUACCGUAUGAUAAACCCAGCAACCCGUACUGGCUCGACGAGCCGCCUUUCCCGGAGUUGGUGGACGCGAGGUCGGAGGAAUUGCCGGGGUCGGCGGACGUCGUUAUCAUCGGGUCCGGAAUCACUGGCGUCGCGGUAGCGCGGAGCCUUUACGCCGGGGCCGUUGUGGGGCAGCAGCAGCAGCAGCAGCAGGGUGAUCGUGGUGAUGACCCCUCCCCCCUGCCGCCGAGGGUCGUGGUGCUGGAAGCCAGACAGCUUUGUGCGGGGGCGACGGGGCGGAACGGGGGCCACGUCAAGGCCUCGCCGCAUGAAUUGUUCCCCCGCCUUGCGGCGAUCGUCGGGAAGGAGAAGGCUGCCGCGUUGACGCGGUUCACGUUGCGCACUGCUGAUGCUGUUUUGGAGGUAGGGGCUGGUAAGCAGGUGUCGGAGUGUAGGAGGGUCGAGACGGUGGAUUUCAUGUUGGAUACGGCGGCGGUCGAGGCUACGUUGAAGGAAGUCGAGGAGUUGAAGAAGUGGAUUCCAGAGGUCGAGAUCGAGGUUGUUGGGAGGGAGGACGCGGCGCGGAGGUUCGGGGUUGAUGGGGACCAUGUGUUUGGCGCGGUGGUGUAUCAGGCUGGCGCGCUGUGGCCGUAUCGGCUUGUUGCGUCGUGUUGGAGGGAGCUGCUGGACGAGGUUGGGGACAGGUUGAGUAUUGAGACGGGGACGGCGGUGGAGGAGAUUCAGCUCGGCGGGACGCAGAGGAGGCCGUACGUGUUGAAGACGGCGAGGGGUAACAUCAGGGCUCGGCAUGUGGUUCAUGCUACUAAUGCCCAUGCCGCGCAGUUCUUGCCCGGGUUGAGGGGGAAGAUGACGGGCAUCAAGGCGCACAUGACCUCGCAGCGCGCUGCAGACGGGUUCCGAUGGGGUGAUGGGAAUAGGUCGUGGGGGUUUAUAUAUGGUGACGGCGGGGAGUUUGAUUAUGUCACGCAGAGGCCGAACGGAGAUGUCAUGUUGGGAGGAGGGUUCGGGAGGAGUUUGAAGCAGGGGGUUGAUAUGGUUGGCGUUUACGAGGACGGGAGCACCGAGGCGUUGACUGUUGCGCAUGUUGCGGGGGUGAUGAGAAGUGUGUUCGGAAACGAGUGGACGGGAAGCGUAACGCGGGCUUGGAGCGGGAUUAUUUGUUUCACGGGGGAUAUGGCGCCUUUUGUUGGCAGGGUUCCUGAGGGGAUCUCUGGGAGAAAGAGAGGAAAGACGAGUUUGAAGGUGAAGGUAAAGGAGGUGGAUGAUGAUGAUGAUGACGGAUGGCGGGGCGCGGUGGCGGGAGAAUGGGUUAGUGCUGGGUAUUGUGGUGACGGUAUGGUUUGGGCCUGGUUGUGUGGGACAGCUCUCGGGGUGAUGAUUUCGGGGAGGGAAGGGGAUGUUCUGGAGAAGGGGGUUGGGUUUCCUGGGGGCAAGCUGGAGGAAUGGUUCCCUAAGGAUUUGAUUGUGACAGAGGACAGGGUGAAGAAGGCGGAUUUGAGUAAUUUGCUGGAUAUGUUUUUGGAGUCCGGCGUUGACUUUACUGGCGGAGAUUGGGACUGA
Molecule: messenger RNA, 1683 nt
Organism: Colletotrichum truncatum
Lineage: Eukaryota; Fungi; Ascomycota; Sordariomycetes; Glomerellales; Glomerellaceae
Product: FAD dependent oxidoreductase
Cellular component (GO): cytoplasm
Molecular function (GO): oxidoreductase activity
Source: RefSeq, a predicted model, not a curated record